This is a messenger RNA of Anopheles bellator, 921 nucleotides long. Its product is annotated as LIM domain only protein 3-like. The coding region runs from base 292 to 921 and encodes 209 amino acids. Gene Ontology annotation, molecular function: transcription coactivator activity; DNA-binding transcription factor binding. NCBI's taxonomy places the organism in Eukaryota, Metazoa, Arthropoda, Insecta, Diptera, Culicidae. The transcript has 4 exons. The record is from RefSeq and is a predicted model, not a curated record. Gene Ontology annotation, biological process: positive regulation of transcription by RNA polymerase II. Gene Ontology annotation, cellular component: nucleus.
CAACCCUUCCGACAGAGAGAGAGAUCCCCCGACUAGACUCGAAGCUGUGCCUCAGGUGUCUGUCUGUGUGGACAUUGCGGAACCACGUGUCUGUUAGUGACCGUUAGUGUGUCAGUAGAGUUCUAGAGUUUGCCAGUGUGCAAGUGCGCCAGUGUACCAGUGUGCAAGACGCAGCCAAGUCAAGAAUCGUAGUCCAGAGCGGUGUCCGGAUCCCCGGAGGACAACACGAUCAACAGCGCCCCGGGCGAUUCUCCUGCUGUGUUCCUGCCCAAAGUUUCCAAAGCUAGAUCCAUGAUGACCAUGGACGUCCCGAAGGCCGAGCCUCCGUCGGCGACGGCCGGUAUGGGCCCGGGUGGUCCCGGUUCCACCGCCGCGGUUAUGUCGCUGAGCGGACUGAACGGGCAGCCAUCCCAGCAGCAGCAGCAGUUGCAGCCGCAGCAGUUGCAGCAGCAACAGCAGCAGCAACAACAGCAGCUGAUCGGUGCCGCCGCCUCCAACAACAACAACCAACACCAGGUGGUUGGCGCUGGGCAGGGAGCCCCGGGUGGUGGUGGGGGCGGUGGUCAGCAGCAACAGCAGCAGCAACACGCGCAGCAGCAGCAACAGCAGCAGCAGCAGCUCUGCGCCGGCUGCGGCAAGCACAUCCAGGACCGGUUCCUGCUGCGGGCGCUGGACCUGCUGUGGCACGAGGACUGCCUGAAGUGUGGUUGCUGCGACUGUCGCCUGGGCGAGGUCGGCUCGACGCUCUACACCAAGGGCAACCUGAUGCUGUGCAAGCGCGACUACCUGAGAUUGUUUGGCAACACUGGGUUCUGUGCCGCCUGCAACAAGGUGAUCCCGGCGUUCGAGAUGGUGAUGCGCGCCCGCAACAACGUCUACCAUCUCGAGUGCUUCGCCUGCCAGCAGUGCAACCACCGGUAG